UCUCUCGCUCUCUCGCUCGCUCCCUGGCAGGCUGGCUCUAGUCUGGAAGAAGAAGGAAGGCAGGCCGGCAGCGAAGGGGAACCAAGGAGGAAGGCAACCCUGCGCCCACCGCCCGCUCCUUUGGGGAAGGCCUCCAUUUCGAGGAAAGAGGGAAGGGAGGCCCUCCGCCGCCGCCGCCGCCUCCGGGGAGGGAGCCCCGCCGCCCGGCUGGGUUUCGUUUCUCCUCUUCCUCCUCCUUCUCUGCGAGAGAGAGAGCGAGAGAGAGAGGCGCCCUUCCGCCAUUAUCGCCGGGGCCCAGGGGGCUCUCGGCGGGCGCCGCCAGGGCUGAGCCGCCCCUCCUCGUCUUGGGCCGGCUCUCCGUUUGAUGGAUCCCCGGAUCGCCUGGUUCCAGCCAGAGCAGCUCGGGCCCUCGAACCGCCUGUGGAUGCAGAUCUGGGAGACCACGCAAGGGGUGCGCAACCUCUACUUCCAGCACGAGCAGCAGCGCCUCCAGCAGCACCAGCUCCAGCAGCAGCCCCCGACCUCCUCCGCCUCCGCCUCCGCCUCGGCCCCCGCUCAGCAGCAGCCCUGCUCCUCCGGGGCCGCGUCCCCGUCCUCGCCGCCCGGAGGCAUGUCCCGCGGGCCCCGCUGCGAGCCCCCGCCCGACUUCCUCCCCUUGGAGAGCAACAGCAACAGCAGCCCCCACCGCCACUUCCACCACCACCAUCACAGCCACCACCGCAGGCAGGCCUCGCCCCAGCCCCCGCCUUGGGCAGCGCGGGCCUCCCCCGCCUCGGCACCGGCCACCGCCGCCACCGCCGCCGGCCCUCCUCCCGCCCCGAUCGCCCCUUCGCCUGCCCCCGCCGUCUCCUCCUCAUCGGCCGCCAGCAACAAGAGGAAGCGCGACAACAAGGCCAGCACCUUCGGCCUCAAUUACACGCUGCUGCUGGGCCCCGGAGGGGAGAGCACGGGGCCGGCGCCCGGAGAAGGAGCCCCCCUCGGAAGGCCCCAGGCCGGGCCUGAGCAGCCCCCCGCCUACGCAGGCACCCCCUGGAAGAAGGAGAGCGGCCGGGAGAAGGGCGGCUACGGACAGGGGGUCCUCGGGCUCCAUGAAGAGAUCAAUGACUUCUACAAGUAUAUGUCUCCCAGACCGGAAGAAGAACGAAUGCGAAUGGAGGUGGUGAAUAGGAUAGAAAAUGUGAUAAAGGAACUCUGGCCUAAUGCAGAUGUGCAAAUAUUUGGAAGUUUCAAGACUGGUUUAUAUUUACCUACUAGUGAUAUUGACUUAGUUGUUUUUGGGAAAUGGGAGACGUUGCCUCUGUGGACUCUGGAAGAAGCUCUCAGAAAGCACAAUGUGGCAGAUAAAGGUUCAGUAAAAGUUUUAGACAAAGCAACUGUUCCUAUAAUUAAACUGACUGAUUCCUUUACUGAAGUAAAAGUUGAUAUCAGCUUCAAUGUACAGAACGGUGUAAAAGCUGCUGAUCUCAUCAGAGAUUUUAUCAAGAAGUAUCCCGUAUUGCCAUAUCUAGUUUUAGUACUGAAACAGUUCUUAUUGCAGAGGGACCUCAAUGAAGUAUUCACAGGUGGAAUUGGAUCUUAUAGUCUUUUUUUAAUGGCUGUCAGCUUCCUCCAGCUACAUCCCAGAGAAGAUGCUUGCAACCCCAAUGCCAACUACGGUGUCCUUUUAAUAGAAUUUUUUGAGUUAUAUGGACGUCAUUUCAACUAUCUGAAGACAGGAAUUCGAAUAAAAGAUGGUGGUUCUUAUGUAGCCAAGGAUGAAGUGCAGAAAAAUAUGCUGGAUGGUUAUAGGCCAUCAAUGCUAUACAUUGAAGACCCAUUACAACCAGGUAAUGAUGUUGGAAGGAGUUCUUAUGGUGCCAUGCAAGUAAAACAGGCAUUUGAUUAUGCAUAUGUCGUUUUGAGCCAUGCAGUAUCACCAAUAGCUAAAUAUUACCCCAACAAUGAAAGUGAAAGUAUAUUGGGAAGAAUAAUCAGAGUAACACAAGAAGUGGCAACAUACAGAGACUGGAUAUCAAAGCAGUGGGGAAUUCAGAGUAGCACAGAGACUUCAUGCAAUGGCAAUGGUGUAACCUUGAUCGUAGAUAACCAGCAGCUGGACAAAUGCAACAAUAAUCUUUCUGAAGAGAGUGAGUCACUAGGGAAACCUAGAAGUAAAACCUCAGAAACACCAAGCAAGCACUCAUCCAAUUCUUCAUCAGGCCCUUUAUCAUCAUCAUCUUCUACACUUUCCAGCUCCAGUGAUGUAGAGUCUGAUGGAACUCCUUGCAAAACCUCUAAACAGCUGGGCUGUCGCCAAACUACAACAAACAGAAUGACAACUCAGGACAUAUCACUAGGUUCUACACAGAUGAGCGGAAAAAUACCAAGUAGCCAGACAGUGAAUACUUCCAGUGUUGGAAACAAAUCCCAGCAUGGCUCUACGAGGUUAUUCCGCACUUCUUCCAACAAAGGGUUUCAAGGUCCAGGAAAUUCAAGCCAUGGCACCUUGGUGGCAAACAAACAGCACCAAGGCAGCAAAUCUCACCAGUUUUACCAUGGCAAAAAGAGGAAACACAAGAGGGACGCUGUCCUUUCAGACCUUUGUAGAUAGUUUUCCUAUCUGAAAAUGUGACUGUUCUUCUUCUGUGUGCAAUGAUCUCAUGCUACAAGAACAAGUUGGACAGUGACUCCUCAGAUCUUGUCCGGAGUCUCAAGACUGUUGAAAAUGUUGAUUAGCAACACAUUUUAGUUUUUCUUUUCCAGCUCGCCACGGAACAGAUCAUGAAGACUGAUAACUGCAAAAAAGGAGGGUGUUGGGAGGGGGGAGGAAGAAGCUGCUCAUCCGAUAAGUCAUAUGCUACAACAGGGUUGUUUAGGAUAUAAAAAGCUUGAAUGUACAAUAAAUAUCUCCCAUCAGCUUCUGUGCUGAAAUGUAGGGGUAGUAUUCAGUGUGUUUAAGGGGUUGGCAAUGAACUACAAAGAGAAAAAUUGGGGAGGGAAAUAUUUUGAGGGAAACCCAAAGCUCAAACCAGAAAGACUAAAUUUGCGCAUGAUAAAUUUUUAAUUAUUUUUGCAUAUAUUUGCCAUUUUAUUGUGUAUCUAUAGAUGACCGUAUAGGAGAAUUGACAUUUGUAAUUGUGGAUUUGUUAAGACUUUUUACAUAACAUUACUGUUUAAAUUGUAGAAACACCUCUCCCCCCCCCCCCCCAACUCAGGAUUAUUAUUUUUUUAAUCUGAAUUGUCAGCUACUCAUCCAACAAAAACAUAGGCUAGGAAUUGUGGUGGUUUUUUUUCCUUUUAGCCUUGAAAUAAUUUAAUAGCACAUUUAAUUUUCUGCACAAGUUGCUUCUUUGGAGGGGGGAAAACAGUUUUGUUUGUAAAGUGUGCAAAUGCAUCCUGUGUCAACUCUAAUCUUGUAAUCCCCUUUUUGGAGAGAAAAAAUGGGCUGUUCACCUUGUUUUUAAAGUGCCAUCAUCUUAGCCAAUUAUUCCAGCUUAAUUUUUAUCAGGUUUUCUUUUUAAAACAAGAAAACCUGCUACUUAACUGCAGGAGCAAACGUAGCUGUGUUCAAAGAACCAACUGACGUUUGGUUAUAUGCAAAUUUUGCAAUUUGCUCUAAACCAUCCUUCCCGAAAUGAAUAAACUCCCAUGUGUAUUGGAUAGGAAUUCCUAUCAUCCUUACCCAGCAUGGGCAAUGCUAAUGGGUGUUACAGGCCAACACAUCUACAAGAAACCAGGUUAAGAGAACGGCUGUAAAUCCUAUGCCUUUUUAUGUGUGCCUUCAUCCUUAUCUCUAUUUUUUCUCCCUUUUCUUGCAACGCUGUGUCUUCUUUCCUUCUUUAAAAAAGUAAGGAGAAAUAGAACAAUUAAAGACGGUUGACAGCUUUUUUUUUUAACCCAGGUGUUAUUUCAUUCCCUUUAAGAUAUUUUUUUUUUAAUCUACCCUUCAACAGAAUUAAACAGUCUUCAAAUAAUGGAAAUAAUUUUGUAUUUGCUGUCUGUAAAGAGGCGAAACCUUUCAUAUCCAUACGUUUCUUCAUUUAGUUCUCCCAUUCACCCAAGUCUCUUGCAGGGGGGAGUUUGAACAUUUCCUCACUCAGUCCAGUGCUGUGGAUUUUUAAGACUGGAGAAAAAGUUCUUGCUACAAAUGCAAAAUGGAAUGUGUAGAGUUGUAGUCACUUGCAUCGUUUUGCAAAUAUAUAUAUACAGAUAUAGAUAUAUAUAUUUGGAGCACUUUAAUUGAUAGAAUGUAAAGUGACAUUACUGUAACAUUUUUCUUUGAAGAGGAAAGUGUGUGUGUGCAUGUGUGCGCGUUUGUUCUCUAUGUAAGAAUGUGUUUGGGGAGUUCAGUCCGGAGAAUGAUGAUGAUGAUGAUGAUCCUUUCUUUGAGGAGUAAUAAUAGCUUUUAGAUGUUUCUUUUUUAAAAAAAUUGCAGACCAACUUGACCUUUAAUGAGCACUGAUCAAGUGCAAAAGCUUUUAAAGUAAAAUAAUGCAACACGACCAAAAACUGUCAUGAAUGAAAACCAAUAAAACACUAGAUACUAAAGCAUUUUGAUUUCUUAAAGAAGGGAGGAAAGAAUGAAUCUUAGCCACCAUAAUGCUUAAGAACACUAAACUUAAGGGGGGGGGGAGACGUUAACUUGACAAUAGUGUUAAAUUUAGAUACACGUUUCAUUCGAUUUUUUUAAUCAACCAUUUUUUUUGUUAACUAGGCUGUCACAUUAUGCAUUAUCAAAGUAUUUAUUUUUGAGUUUAAAUAUGUUUUAUAACUGUGUAGGACUACCUUCACUGCUUUGGGAACAAAUUCUAAAUUAUAUUAAUCCAGUAUUACUAGCUGCUGUUAUUGAAUGCUGUUACAAAUGUGUAAUACACCAAUCUGUAUUACUUAUCCACACUGAAGGCUCCUUUUAUUUAAUGUUCUUUUCUCCAAAUAAUCACCCUCUUUGUUGGAAACAAAUGUUCUGUCGGGAUGCAGAGACUGGUGUUCCAAUGAGUAUCUGAUUAUUUUAAUGCGGUGGUAGCGGGAAGAUAAUCUUGAUUCCAUUGGGAAUCUUAGGUUUGCCUCAAUUUAUGGUUUUCAUAAAUUUUAAUGGAAAAAUAACUUUUCCUGGACUGCUCAAGUUUCUUUUUGUAAACAGUUAUCGUUCUAACAGAAGAAGCUGAAGACAAAGCAUGAAGGAAAAACUGAGGUAUUUACUUUGCCUCGAAUAACCAGCAUUGUAUUCAUGAAACACUGUAUAUCUAGCAAAUCUUUAUUUAAACCGAACAGUUGAACUGUUCCUAUUUUUCUUUCAACCUGAAGUAAAAAAACAAAAACUUUCGAGACCUUUUAAGUUUUGCCUUCUCAUUUAUCUUGUACAUUUCAUCUCUGUAUUCAACUUAAGUCCAAUCUUUUUUUUGAUUUUCAAUACUUUUUUUGUGAAAAUUUUGUGAAAUAUCUAUAUAUCUAUAUAUAAAUAAAUGUUUCAACACAACAGUGUUUAUCAUUCAUGACAUCUAUUUUUAUUUAAGAGCAUGCGAUUCCCCAUCCCACCUUUUUGUUUUACUAACCAAUUCCACAUGUCCAGACUAUCACAUAAUACUGGUGCUAAGGCUGGAGUAAGGGAAAUGUAAUAAAUAAAGGAUGGGGAACUUUUGACACUCCACAUAUUACAGCCUGUGACUCGCUGAGUCCUUGACUAUUGGUCUUCAGUGUAACUUGAAGUCCAAAACAUCUAGAGGCCAGUGUUGGCCCAUUUCUGCUACACAUCAGUUCCAGGAGCCUGUAGUUAAGUAGUAGUUAGCCCAUUCUUCAAGGGUUGAGAAAUAUGGUGAGAUUCGGAAACAUGGGUUGUAAACCUACUCUUCCAAACUGUUGCAGAAAGAUUCUGCAUGUAUAAAAAGGUCUCUCUCAAGCAUGGCUGUUUCUUUGAAAACUCUCAAGCAUGUUUCUCUGUGGCGUACCUUCCUGGUUAAAGAGAUAACUAUUUCUCUCCCUAGGAGCAGUGUGUUUGCAAAUGGUGAUAAACAGAAGCUUCUACACAUUCUGUUGACACCGUGUUUACCGCCAGGUUUCAUCUACGUAGCACAGACAUUCGGAGUUGUUUUGCUGAAUCAUUACUUGGGCUCCUGCUUGCUAGAGCCCUUUGCUUUCAGUUAUUAAGCCUAUUUUGGUAGAUAAUGUGGACUCCUCACUUCAGGGACAUUAUGCAUACUUUAGACUUUGUCUCAGACCCACCACCUUCAUAGGCAUUCAGAGGCCUUCUUGAUGGCUGCUCCCAAACUGGAGAUACUUCCUCUAAAGGGCUAGGCUAGCCCCCAUUUCUGUUCUCCAUCUGCUGGCUUUUGAACUGGGUUGAUGCAAAUGACUGCACAUCAUCUCUUCAUGGGUUGUGUUUUAAAUCCUCUUCAUUUAGUGCUGUUUUUUAAAAUGAUGACUGACUUGUUUCUAAUAUUGAUUUCCGUUGUAUUCUGCUUUAAUCUAUGUUGGAAGCCAUCUUGGAUUCUAUGUCCAAGACGGGUAGGAUACAAAUAAAGAUUUUUUUAAAAAAAAUUA
Molecule: messenger RNA, 6516 nt
Organism: Sceloporus undulatus (fence lizard)
Lineage: Eukaryota; Metazoa; Chordata; Lepidosauria; Squamata; Phrynosomatidae
Gene: TENT4B
Product: terminal nucleotidyltransferase 4B
Exons: 12
Coding region: 365-2590 (741 amino acids)
Biological process (GO): RNA 3'-end processing
Cellular component (GO): nucleolus; TRAMP complex
Molecular function (GO): poly(A) RNA polymerase activity; mRNA binding
Source: RefSeq, a predicted model, not a curated record